Hippocampus zosterae (dwarf seahorse) is the source of this 2318-nucleotide messenger RNA. It is a transcript of the gene tmem170a, whose product is annotated as transmembrane protein 170A. Gene Ontology annotation, cellular component: endoplasmic reticulum membrane. Lineage: Eukaryota; Metazoa; Chordata; Actinopteri; Syngnathiformes; Syngnathidae. Gene Ontology annotation, biological process: endoplasmic reticulum tubular network organization. The record is from RefSeq and is a predicted model, not a curated record.
CGAAAGCCAAAGUUGGACUGUUGCCGGGCAGCGCACUAAGCGCAGCUUUUUACCUUUUCAAUCUGUGAACCCUCGAAGAUUAUAGGGAAAUAUGGAGGAAUAUGGCGAAAGUGACAUUUUCCAGCAUUUACUUGGUAUGAAUUUGGUGCCAAGAAAAAAUGCAACUCACAGUUACAACGACACGUCUCUUGGUGAUUUCUCAGAAAUGUGGUAUGGAGUUUUUCUCUGGGCAGCAGCCUCCUCUUUGAUCUUCCACCUGCCCGCAUCCCUACUAUCGUUCCUUGCAUUACGGCAGCACAAAAUGGCCCGCUUGAUGCCCAUUGCCAUCCUCUUAAUGGGUAUCGUUGGGCCCGUGGCUGGAGGAGUCCUCACAAGUGCGGCCAUUGCAGGAGUUUACAAGGCAGCGGGGAAGAGGAUGAUCUCUGAGGCUUUAGUUUUCGGCGUGGGACAGUCCUUUUUGAUUGUUGUUAUUUCGUUCCUCCGAGUGCUCGCCACCCUUUAGCAGCACGGAGGCGGCUGGCUCGUCCUCAGAGCUCGUCGCAACUUGCUGUGGCUCGGACAAAUUGAGACACGUCGGGCCUUGGAGGUGCUCUUCGGAUCAAGCCACGUCGAGCAAACUCAAGUGCAAAAAGUGAAAUGCGGUACCUAGUCCGAGGAGCCGUACUUUAGUUUGCAGGACAACAUUCGCCGAUGAGGAAAUUGUGUUUGACGUUACCCAAUGGCACGGACACAUUGACACAUCAUAUUUCACUUUUUCGGGGAACUCGGCAUUUAGAAGUUGAGAGAGUGAUUUCGAACCUCUUUUAUUCUCAACAGAGGUAUUGGUGUCGUUUGUGUAAAGAUCAAUCAUGAUAAGCACGAGGGCAGCAGGCUGCUCUCUGUUGCCGGAUUUUAGUAAUAUUUUAGAUGUUUUCACUCUAAUGGGUCUCGUGUGCGUGAUAAUUUUCCUUUUGUUGUUUUGUUUCAGUUUGACCUUGUUGAAAAAAUGCCUGGAGGACAGUCAGUUCAAUUCGAUCUCAAAGGGAACGGUUUUCAAAAUAAAUAAUAAAGAGUAAAUGUCCUUUAUAGAUUUAAAGGAAUAUGAUGAUGAUUGUACUGAUUCUUUUUUCCUCUUUUUUUAACCCUUAUUUUGUCACAGGGUUUUACUGUAAUGAUCUGACGACCGCAAAGCUCUUGUAGCUCCGAGCUGCCUCGCAUCAAUGCAUAACCCACAAAAGAGCAUUUUGGCUCAUUUUUGACCAAAUGGGAGUUCUGUCAUGUCGUCCACUUUGACCCGCUUUUUAAAUCCCUUACAACGAUCUGACAUCUUAACUUGGCCUCCUCAAGAUCUACUUCCAAAAACCUUGAACAUGAAUGUUUAGCAUCAAGUGUGUGAAUUUGAGAUAUUAAUAUUGAAUGGGGGCUCGGUAAAGUCCUUAAAAUCCGUGUUGAUUCCCAAAACAUGCAUGGCAGGCUGAUUGAACACUCCAAAUUGCCCCUAGGUGUAAGUGUGAGCAUGGAUGGUUCUUCAUCUCUGUGUGCCCUGCAAUUGGCUGGCAACCGGUUCAGGGUGUCCCCUGCAUACUGCCCGAAGACAGCUGGGAUAGGUCCAGCACCUCCCGCGACCCUUGUGAGGAUGAAUCGGAUCAGAAAAUGGAUGGACGGAUUGAUGUAGUUCACCUCAACCAUUGAUAAUAUUGUCCAUGAAGAGUUACUCACCUCAUAUAUUUUGCAAUAGCAAAUCAUGACAUCAUAAUUUCAUGAAUGAAUUACAUUUAUUUUCCUUGUUUCUGUACAGUUCAAGUAAAUUUGAGCUGCUUCGCAACACAAAAAGUGGUGUCCAAUCCUUAAACGAUUUCUACACAUUUUAUUCGGGUACGAGUCUCAAUUCAGUGAUAUCCUCUAUCGAUCUAAACCGUAGGUGGCUUGAUGUUUUGUUUUGUUUUUUUGGGGGGUGUAAUCUAUAAUCGCAGGUUUUGGACGGUUGUGAUGUUGGUUCACUGAUGAUAGCAACCGUGUGUGUCUGAUGUUGCUCGCCGUGGUCAAAGGAUUACCCCCUUGGGGUGCGAAUACUCAGUGGCAUUGAAAAUGAGACACUAAUUUGCUCUGUGCCCUUUGCUUUCAUACAUGAGUUUACAACCAUUUCAAUUUUGUUGUUACUUUACAAGACGAGCCCUCCUGAUUCCAAUUUCGCUCUCUCGACGCAAUGAUGGAGGAAUUGUCAGGAAAAUCCGACUUUUCAGCCAGCUGCUGCCAUUUUGAUGUCAAUUGCAGUCGGUUUACCUGAUGCAAGGCGCGCUCUCCGAAACGCUGUAAAUAAACAUGCGACAAAGCAAGGA